GUCACGCUUCGGAUACUUUUCUACUCUGUCCACGCUAUAAAAGGGCCCUGCAAAUCUCUAUCCAGAGCUCCAUUCCAUUCCAAUUUCCCAUUCAGAUCCGCCGAUUUCUUCUUCGGUUCUUCUCCUUCUUCCCACAGCGGCCGCCGCAGCAGCACAGGGUACUCGAGUGAGUGACCGCCCGACCGAUUCACGAGGAUGCUGGCCAUCUUCCAGAAGCAGGUGGCGCACGCGCCGCAGGAGCUCAACAGCCCCCGGAGCGGCGGCGCCAAGCCCAGGAGCCCCGACGAGAUCCUCCGGGACUUCCACGCCGCGCACCCCGCCGACGCCUUCUCCGCCUCCUUCGGGGGCGGCGCCGCGCUCGCCUGCGUCGCCGCGCGCGCCUGCCCGGCCGCUGGCCACCAGCGCAUGUUCUGCGGCCUCGACGACAUCUACUGCGUCUUCCUCGGCCGCCUCGACAACCUCAGCGCCCUCAUCCGCCAGUACGGCCUCUGCAACAAGUCCACCAACGAGGCGCUGCUCGUCAUCGAGGCCUACCGCACCCUGCGCGACCGCGGGCCCUACCCCGCCGACCAGGUCGUCAAGGACCUCGCCGGCUCAUUCGCCUUCGUCGUCUUCGACAACAAGUCCGGCGCCGUAUUCGCAGCCCUGAGCGCCGACGGCGGCGUGCCUCUGUUCUGGGGCAUCGCGGCGGACGGCUCCGUGGUCAUCUGCGAGGACCGGGAGAUCGUCAAGCGCGGGUGCGGCAAGUCGUACGCGCCCUUCCCCGUGGGGUGCAUGUUCCACAGCGAGGGCAGGCUCAAGAGCUUCGAGCACCCCAUGAACAGGCUCAAGGCGUUGCCCCGGGUGGACAGCGAGGGCGUCAUGUGCGGGGCCACCUUCAAGGUCGACACCUUCACCAAGAUCAACUCCAUGCCACGUGUCGGCAGCGCCACCAACUGGGCCGCAUGGGACGACCAAGCCAUCUAGGAGUAGAUCAUAUUUUCACCGUCUCUUUAAUUAAGAGCGCCGCUGCUCACGCACGCACCAGAUAGCCAUAUCCGCGCCCUUUCUUUCUCCCUUCUUCGUCGCUCGAUGUUUCUUUCCUUUCCUUCCACUAAUGUAUCUGCUGGCUACCUGCUAGUGCUUCCAUUGGAAGGCCAUGGUCUCAUCAAGACCACGUACGGAAGCAUAACGCCUUUGUUUUACUGCAUGCUUGUCGUCCUCUUCUUCCGGCUCCUUGUGCUGGCACAUUGUACAUUUCCCUGUGCUUGGGGCUUUUGGGCUUGGCUGUUGAACAUUAUCAAUAAGAGUUUGCUUCAAUCUUAUUUACUAACUCA
Panicum virgatum (switchgrass) is the source of this 1316-nucleotide messenger RNA. Its product is annotated as stem-specific protein TSJT1-like. The record is from RefSeq and is a predicted model, not a curated record. The coding region runs from base 196 to 966 and encodes 256 amino acids. NCBI's taxonomy places the organism in Eukaryota, Viridiplantae, Streptophyta, Magnoliopsida, Poales, Poaceae. The transcript has 2 exons.